CUGAGUGUAAAAUACGCGGAAGCUGCAGGCGGAAGGAGCCUCGACGGAAGCGGUCUGGUCUGUCAACGGAGGAAAAAAAUUGCAGAAUUUGACACAAAGAGGUUUAUCCCUACCGAACAGCACCGGCCAUUCUUCCCCCUUCUCCUCGACACCGGCGUCUGCUGCGAUGAUCCUGUUAGAAAUCAAUAACCGUAUUAUAGAAGAGACGCUGACGCUCAAGUUCGACGGCGCUUCCAAUGGAACCAAACCAGAGGCCGUCGAUGUGACGUUUGCAGAUUUCGAUGGCGUCUUGUACCACAUCUCCAACCCCAACGGGGACAAGACCAAAGUGAUGGUCAGCAUCUCGCUGAAGUUCUACAAGGAGCUGCAGGAGCACGGAGCUGACGAGCUGCUCAAGAGGGUUUAUGGGAAUUUCCUGGUUUCACCGGAGGCUGGUUACAACGUGUCCCUCCUGUACGACCUGGACGCUCUACCAGCCAAUAAGGAUGAGGUUGUCCACCAGGCGGGGAUGCUCAAGAGGAACUGCUUCGCCUCUGUGUUUGAAAAGUACUUCAAGUUUCAGGAGGAGGGCAAAGAGGGCGAGAAGAGGGCUGUGGUCCACUACAGAGACGAUGAGUCCAUGUAUGUGGAGGCCAAGAAAGACAGAGUGACGGUGGUGUUCAGCACAGUGUUCAAAGACGACGACGAUGUCAUCAUCGGCAAAGUCUUCAUGCAGGAGUUUAAAGAGGGCCGGAGAGCGAGUCACACAGCUCCCCAGGUGCUGUUCAGCCACAGGGAGCCUCCUCUGGAGCUGAAGGACACAGACGCAGCCGUCGGGGACAACAUUGGAUACAUCACCUUUGUUCUGUUCCCACGUCACACCAAUGCCAAUGCUAGAGACAACACCAUCAACCUCAUCCACACCUUCAGGGACUACCUGCACUACCACAUAAAGUGCUCUAAGGCCUACAUUCACACACGUAUGAGGGCCAAGACGUCAGACUUCCUCAAGGUGCUGAAUCGCGCUCGACCCGACGCCGAGAAGAAGGAGAUGAAGACCAUCUCCGGAAAGACCUUCUCCCGCUGAGGCCGACCUCCACCUGACAAAUCCAGGCCCCCGUGGACACGCCCAAUGAGACUCAACGCCACACCGGACAGGACUCCAGGACGCCUCUAAACGCCCCCCCUCGCCCGCCCAGCCUCCCCAAAACGUGUCCA
This is a messenger RNA of Acanthochromis polyacanthus (spiny chromis), 1197 nucleotides long. RefSeq names its product actin related protein 2/3 complex, subunit 2 (gene arpc2). Bases 167 to 1066 code for a protein of 299 amino acids. The transcript has 10 exons. Gene Ontology annotation, cellular component: Arp2/3 protein complex; actin cytoskeleton. Gene Ontology annotation, biological process: actin filament polymerization; Arp2/3 complex-mediated actin nucleation. NCBI's taxonomy places the organism in Eukaryota, Metazoa, Chordata, Actinopteri, Pomacentridae. Gene Ontology annotation, molecular function: structural constituent of cytoskeleton; actin filament binding. The record is from RefSeq and is a predicted model, not a curated record.